Molecule: messenger RNA, 6622 nt
Organism: Bombus pyrosoma
Lineage: Eukaryota; Metazoa; Arthropoda; Insecta; Hymenoptera; Apidae
Product: kinesin-related protein 4-like
Exons: 9
Coding region: 1-5925 (1974 amino acids)
Biological process (GO): microtubule-based movement
Molecular function (GO): microtubule motor activity; ATP binding; microtubule binding
Source: RefSeq, a predicted model, not a curated record
AUGAAUUUGUGGCUUUUAGAGCUGAAUUUAACUGGAUCAGAGGUGGUUGUUCAUACGGAGUCGAACGGGAUUUCCUUAACAAACGUGAAGGUAUCUUCGAGCAAAGCUGGAGAUAGUCGCGAAAGAACACGGAAAUAUGGUUUCGAUUACUGCUUCGAUUCGUCGAAUCCAGAGGCACAGAGUUUCGCGGACCAGGCAAGGAUUUACCAGACGCUUGGCCAAACCGUCUUGGACGCUCUUUUCACUGGCUAUAAUUCCUGUCUGGUGGCGUACGGGCAGAGCGCGUCAGGAAAAACCUACACCGUGAUGGGAACCAAGGAAGAUCCUGGACUCACGCCGCGUCUCUGCGAAGGAAUUUUCGCUAGGAUCGAGGAGGAAAGGAAAAACGAGAGGAACUAUGGUGUUUCUGUCAGUUACUUGGAGAUAUAUAACGAGAAGGUGAGGGAUCUUUUGAAGCCGUCCUCGAGCACGAGCGGAUUGAGAGUUCGCGAGCAUCCUCGACUCGGCCCUUAUGUUCAAGGACUGACCCAUCACGCGGUUCGCACGCUGGGGUCGUUGAUGUCCUAUGUGGAGGAGGGAACGAAAGCCCGGAAGACAGCAUCGACGUUGCAAAAUCCUAGUAGCAGUCGCAGCCAUGCUCUGUUGACGAUCGCCGUUGCAGAGGAAUCGCAGUGUGUCGGUAACAGCGUCUGUUCGAGGAAGAAAGAGAUCUCGCCACGCGGUGGUAGCAAAUUACGGUUGGUCGAUCUGGCGGGCAGCGAGAGCGCGGCCACGUGCAGCGGCGUACAUCGACUGAAAGAGGGCGCGAAUAUAAACAAGAGUCUAGUGGCUCUAGGGAACGUAAUAUCAGCCCUUGCGGAGAGAGGCACGACCGGAAGUGGUUCGGGCAGGAGGUUCAUCCCUUAUAGAGAUUCUUCGCUUACUUGGCUGUUGAAGGACGCACUUGGCGGAAAUGCCACUACCAUUAUGCUCGCCACGAUCUCGCCAGCAAGCGGAAGUUACAACGAGACCGCGCACACGCUGCGAUUCGCGCAGAGGGCGCAAAGCGUGGUCAAUCGGCCGGUGGUCAACGAGGAUCCCGUGGCGAGAAUUAUCCGCGAGUUGAGAGCUGAGGUGGCCCGAUUAAAGUCUUUAUUGUUAGAAAAGAACGAAGAAGCAGCUACGAACGCGUUGUGUUGUUGCCAGAAGAAUCGACCAAACUGCAAUACGAAUACAGAUCGAUCAUCAAAAGAAGCCGAGGCAGAAUCAACUGAACGAUCCAGCCGGCAAAAUUCGGGAGAAAAAUCCCAAGAGGAGGAAGCAAUAGUAGCUGGAUCGAGAAUAGAAGAAGAAAAAAGACUGAAGAGCGUCGUUUCAGUUCGAAGAUCCAAUUCCAGCGACAGCGUUACCACGUACGAGGUCGGUUCGUCCAAAAAGAAAUUCGGUUCGCUAGAAUUUUUGGCGACGAGCGAUCGCUUCAACCGAGCAAAGGUGACGGAGUUGAACGACGAAGAAGACGAAGUGAGCGAGAUCCAUGAGUCCGUGUUCGUCGACAUCCCCACAUUGGUUGCGGUUUUGAUCAAGCCGGAUAACAAUCUGCAAGAAUCUUCGGUUCAGAUCGAGGAGAUUUGUUCGGACGAGGUUGUGGAAGAAGAAUCGAUCGAUGUGGAUUUCGAGGCGGCUAACGACGAUCACGAAGCGUUCGGCGAGUUUGAGAAACUGGACAGUAUCGAUCACGAUGAUAGAAGCAGCUCUGUGAACUCGUGUCACACUUUUGGGGACAUCGAAGCGGAGGCUUAUCAAAAUUCCGAAAGUCAUCAAGUAAAAUCAGCUUCGAAACCUAAGCAAAAGCCAAAGUUUCGUAAGCAGGACUCGGUGCACGUGUUUCCAACCUCUGUUCUUUCCAAUCUACACACGUUGAAGAAAUUUGGUUCGGUGGAGACGAUCCAGAAGAAUAGAGAUCCUGUAUUCUCGUUGGAAAGAUCUCAUACAAAUUUAGAGAAACGUUGUACAGUACCUGAUAGAGUGAAGAAAUUAAACAAUAUCCGGGAGAUCGAUGAUCAGAAAAUAUCGAAUAGAGGUAACUGGUCCAAAGAGCAACUUCAACGAAAAGGUAGCAACGAUUCGGAUAAGAGUCUAAAAGAAUCCAACAACCAACCUGGAUCGAAGAUAAAAAACUACGCGAGGAAGCCUAGUUUGGAGAAUCUGAAGAGAAAGACUAGCAAGGAUAGCAGUUCGAGUAGUUCGAAAGACGAACAGAUUCUGAUUUCGAGUCUGACCCGAGAUAAACUAUUGCGUAGAAAGAAUUCGUUAGAUCAAGAGCCUUCCAUCAGGAGCCACACGCCUAUUCAAAGAGUCAAACGCGCUGAAAUCGUGGCGGCAGUUACGGAGAGACUGUACUCGAGUAGAAAAAACGUGGAGGAUGUUCCAGGGAUGCGGUCUCCUCCAGAUACAGGCGAGGUAAAGUCUGUGGCCAAGUUGAAGCUGCAGGAGAUCUCGAGGAAGAUGCUGGGUAAACGUAGACGAGUCUGCGUGGAUACUCAGACGGACUGCUCGAGGACUAUUCGCAUGAAGGACACUGCGUCUCUUACAGAAACGCCACGGAUAGUCUGUCAGGAUGUUGCAGUUCUAACAGAUUAUCACCAAGACAGCGAAUACGUUUUGGGUCAAAAGACACCUGUUUUGAGAGUGAAAGAGACUGCUACUUCGACGGAGAAACCUAAGACGAACAUUGUCAGAUGUAAAGACGUGGGAAGUUUGGCGAACGAUCUCGAAGAAUACGAUUACGAAAUUCACUCUCCGCGCAAUGACUCUGGAAUUCUUUCGGACGACACUCAAAAUUACGCGGAGAGCAAUUUAAGUAGCACAGAGGUGUCUGAUCUAUGUCAAGAAGCUGACAGAAGAGUGGCAUACGCAGAAAGUUCGACGAAUACGAGUACGUUCUCUUCUUGUCGUAGCUUUGCGGUACAGACACCGCGACCGGAAGUCUUUGGUCAAUCAUUACCACAGAACAAAGCUCCUGCCUGCGCAAGACGAUGUUGCAACUCCAUCAAAGAUUCUCAAAGUCAUUCAUCGAUUAAUAAUUCUGAGAAAAGUGUAAUUUCCAUUUCACUACCGGAUACCAUCAACAUUACCAUCGAAACCAUGAAUACCGUAGAUUCUAGGAUUGCUGUGCCGGACAACGAGGCAUCGCAACAAAAUGCGAAACGUUCUACGAAGGAUGAGGAAGCACAAACCAACGAAUGGAACGGUCUUCGUAACGAGAUCUUCUGUUCGAAGGAUCAGACCACAUCGACGCCUAGCCAAAUCGAUAGCAGGGUAUUCCGAAUCGAGAACAUCUUUCAGGACCCUAACAACGCGGCCAAGUAUUCGAGAACAGAUCCGAAUCGAAUGCAGGGGACGAGGAUAAGGAAUUCCAUUACUUUCAGGAAUUCCCUAGGGACAUCGUACGUGCCCCAGUCGAAGAAGCACGAGCCCUCUCCGAGAGAAGUUCACGCUGAAGGAUUUAUCAGGGAUGGAUUAAUCACGGAGGCGUUUAUCAACCGGAAGCGCAGUUUUAAUUUGGAAAGAACACCUAGUUCGGCCGUUUACCAGGAUCCUUGGAGGAACUGGCAAGUUCCUGUGUCUUUGGUUAACACGAUCCAUCCGAUAGAUUCUUCGAAGGGUUUGGGAGUUAUCCCAUCUUCUUGGCAACCGGAAGUCAGCGAAAUUCCGCUGGUCGAACAAAGUUUGUCGCAUAGAAACUACGUUGAGGAAUCACAGGUGGAUUUUGAGAUGGAUAAUAUCGAAGAGAUCCCGAAGAUGAAGUCUCCUUUUUGUAAUAUUAAAUUAAAUAAUAAUAUGGAUCAUGAACAUGGUUUCUCAGAUGAUAGUUUGGACUAUAACGAGAAUAACGUAUGUAGCGAGUCGAUGAUACUAAAAAGCGAACAGAUGGUUGAACAGCGUGAGAAUUUUUGUCCACCUGACGUAGUAGCGCAUACUAAAAAGGAUUGUUCAAAAUCUAUCGAAGACAAGAACGAAUCUAUUAACGAUUUCGACGACAAUCAAGUGGAAUUCCCUAAGAAGAAUCUUACAGAGUCAACAGAAGCUAUUAAUAUACACGAUUACAAAUUUUUGAUCUUGGGUAGGCCUUGUUAUAACUAUGAAGAAGCCAAUGACGAAUCUAAUAUUUACUUGAAUCAUGUGAAAAGUUCGGGGAAGAAGAAAGUAUCCUUCUCCAACUCCAACGUCCUUGAAAAGAAGUUAACUUGUGAACCAUCAGGAACCUUGAAGUCUAUCAUUAAAAAGAGAAUGAAGAAAAACAUGUCCGAAGUUCUAAACUCGGUACAUUCCUCCAACGAUGAAACUGACGAUUCUCAGCAAGAGGAAAGGAUCAAUUUAACCUUGGAAAGCGAACGGAAAGGUGAGUCUGCGAGUUCAGAAGAAGACAAAGAAGAUCAGGAUUCGGUGAAAUUCGAGGGAAAUUCGAAGCAGAAUCGCAAGAAGGUCAAGUUCUCCGUGGAAGAAUCAUCGGAGAACACGUGCAGUGAGUCGGACAGCUACGAGAAUGUGGAGGAGGAGGAGGAGGAGGAGGAGGAGGAGGAGAACGACGAAGACGACGAUGACAACGACGACAACGACGAGACAGAAAAGAUUCUGCUCGAUCGUGCGGGCAAGAACGUUCUUGAAGAGUAUCUGAGCGAGGCGGUGACCUUCAUGCGAAAUCUGAACUCUAUCAGCGAGUACGUGAACGGGACGAGCAUGCUCGAGAGAAAUCCCUUGUCAUGGACAUCUGUGGGUUGUGGGCGAGGUGGACAACGAGGUGGUCGCCGACGGAGCUAUCUCUCCUCCUGGAAUCGCGAUUACUCCGAAUUCGUAGGUCGUGAGGUCAAUCCAAAGAACGACGAUGACUAUCUAAGAGAGGACGAUGAUACAAUAAUGUGCACGGAUUCUUACGAGAGGUGUAUGAAGGGCAUCCAGAGGUUGGAGGACUGCAUUCGGAGAGUCGACAAGCACAACGAGCUGCUUAGGAAAAAAUAUGGCAUUAAUUGCGAAUCUGCUGGCGCUAGACUGGAUCUAGCGAGUCCUAGCACAGAGCCUCGCGCGUCGAAGGCGAACGAUGAUUUCGAGAUUCUUCGUGAAAAGGAAAGUCCCUUGGGAAGGGGUUCCAGUGUUGUAGAACAGAAAGAAGAAGACGAUUUGGAGAAGAAAAUCUUCAAUCAGUUGAUGAAUGUCGCCAAUUCCAUCCGUUACGGAAAUUCUAAUAAACUUCAAUCUCGUUUACUCGCUUCAUCCGAAUCUAACUCGAGGAGUCCUAGCUGUGGCUCGAAAUUUCGUGAGAAAUAUCGUUACGCUAUGAAAGAACCAUUCUGCGGGGAUGUUAAAGGAAAUUUCAGUUUGGAAGAGACUUCGGACGAUCGCAAAGAUCUCACCACGUACGAAAUAACAGGGAAUCUAUCCGUUGAAAAGACUUGUUCCGCCGAACAGAAGAACGAUGACUUGGACUCUAUUAUGGAAGAAGAUUUCUUACCUCUGAGAAGAUUUAAUCGUUCCUCUUGGUCAACUGAUUUAGAUCGUCCAACAUUUAGGACAGAUAGACAGGACGAUUCGAGCAAGUACAGUUUUCUUUCGAAAUACAAAGUAAACGAUUCAAGGACCUCUGAUACCACUGACUCUUUGGGGAAAAUGUACAAUAUAAGGGGAAGCUUCCCCAAGCAACGAGUGUUGACCGACAGCGCGCGGAAAAGAUUUCAAGAAACGGACGAUUAUUCGCGAAGAACCAGGGACGGAUGUUGCAGGGUGUGCGCGUGUUCGAAAGAUCACUCGGAUAUCGAGAGUAUGCCUGGCGAAAUCAUGCAUCUCAGGGAUAAAUUGAAAUAUCCCGGAAGUCCCAGGGCAAGAUUUCUGGAGCUUCUUCGGGAGAGGCGACGAAUAGUCGAGUGCAGCCGUGGCACGAGUGCCUCUUGAACGCGCCUUCCCUAGUCGUCCCUUUUCAACUGUAAAAUGUAUUUUUCUAUUGUAACGCGUCGUCACAAUGUCGACGACGACGUCCUCUUUGUAAAUAAUAGAUUUCAGAACCUUUUGUAACGUUUGUCACCGCACCCACGACGAAAUUUAACUUAUUUAUCUUCUGAGUAUUCUAUUAAGAUCGUGUAAUUCGCCCCUGUUCGUAAUAUUAAAUUACUUUCUUUAUGAUUCUUCUUCUCUUCUCCUGUGGUAAGCCAAAGAUUAAGAUGGUGAUUCAUACGUGCAUGACAGGCUCAUAUGUAUGAAAAUCAUCAUAGUGGCGUAAAUCAAGAUUUUAAGAAUUGUAAUUUAAUUUCUUCAGAUUUAUAAUUUAUCAAGUUAUAAUCCGAUUAUAUGCCGCGAUACAUCCUUAUAAUUUGAAAAGAUAAAAUAAAUUUUUUAUAACGAUAAUCCUAGAUAAUUACAUAGUGAACUGAUUUACAGCCAUUAUGAUCCUACACUUUCUAUAUGUGGCAGAGUUCACGAAUUUUGGUUAAGAUGGGGUGUUAAGGAAUAAUCUCUCUGGAAACGUUCCCUUUAGCUUCCAGCAUAAUUCGAGGGUAUUACGAAAUACUGAUGCGAUUAAAUGCUGAUACGUGUGGAACUCGAAAUUAGGGGAUAAUUACUCUGAAACUCGUGAACUUUGCGAUAAUCGAAC